GGCUCAGACACCUGCCGCCCCUCGCCCUGGGCGCCUGCUGCGGGUGAUGAAGCGCUAGGCCAAGCGGCCUCCAUCUGAGAUCGAGUCCGUGUGCAGUGGGGACCAUGCCGUCGGGCCGCCUCUGGGGAGUCCUGGGGCUCUGCCUCCUGUCAGUUGGUGCUUUGGGGGAUGAAGACGAACAGCCACCGAUCCCAAAACCAUUUGCAGUCUCCAUCUCCGGAACCAGGGUGGAGCUGACGUGCCCUGUGGCUCCUAGUACUGAUCCAAUAGAGUGGGAACUAAAUGGUGUAAAAGUACCCGAUGAACAGGAGGACCACCUAUUACUAGAGAAGUUUUCAGAAACGAAACACAAUGGCUACUAUACCUGCUACAAAAGGGACUCGAAGGAGAAGCGUACCAAUUAUCUCUACUUGAAAGCACGAGUGUGCGAGAACUGCGUGGAGGUGGAUCUGGUGGCCGUGGCCGGGGUCAUCGUGGUGGACGUCUGCAUCACGCUCGGCUUGCUGCUGCUGGUGUACUACUGGAGCAAGAACAGGAAGGCCAAGGCCAAGCCUGUGACCAGAGGGGUCGGAGCUGGCGGCAGGCCUGGCGGACAAAGCAAGGAGAGGCCACCGCCUGUCCCCAAUCCGGACUAUGAGCCCAUCAGAAAAGGCCAGCGGGACCUGUAUUCCGGACUGAAUCAGAGAGGCAUCUGACAGCGCUCAGGACACUGCCUCCCACUGGCCAGGCCUGGCUCCUCCUCUCCAGGCACCUGCUACUCCCUGGACCCCACAGGACUACUCCUCCGCCCCGCGCCUGCAGCCUUGCCCCUCCUCCUUCCUGCCUCUUCUGCGGGAGCCCAGUCCUCGGACACUGCUGCCUCGU
Molecule: messenger RNA, 864 nt
Organism: Molossus molossus (Pallas's mastiff bat)
Lineage: Eukaryota; Metazoa; Chordata; Mammalia; Chiroptera; Molossidae
Gene: CD3E
Product: CD3e molecule
Exons: 8
Coding region: 105-695 (196 amino acids)
Biological process (GO): cell surface receptor signaling pathway; positive thymic T cell selection
Cellular component (GO): external side of plasma membrane; alpha-beta T cell receptor complex; membrane
Molecular function (GO): transmembrane signaling receptor activity
Source: RefSeq, a predicted model, not a curated record